Messenger RNA from Aspergillus pseudotamarii, 591 nucleotides. RefSeq lists its product as uncharacterized. The record is from RefSeq and is a predicted model, not a curated record. Lineage: Eukaryota; Fungi; Ascomycota; Eurotiomycetes; Eurotiales; Aspergillaceae. Bases 81 to 401 code for a protein of 106 amino acids. The transcript has 3 exons.
GGACUUCAAUCAUUAUUUUCAGAAGAUCUAAUACCCACCACGCAUCAUUCUUUCUCCUUGAAACCCUCUGCCACUUAAACAUGUAUCUCUCCAAGAUAAUCUCCGUCGCCCUCCUGACUGCCCUCGCCAGUGCUGCUGCAACACCUUCCAAUCUUGAAGCACGCCAGGAGAGUGCAUGCCGCCAGGCACAGUCUGGGCUCCAGCAAACAUCUCAAUAUUACAAAUCUUUGGCCGAACAAUGGAAUGGCAGCGCACGAGAGGCCGUGAUACGGCUUAGUUCUCAGUUGGACGCUGAGACUACCAAAGUUGCAGAUAUCUGCGCCAAGCUUGCCGAGGCAGAGAAGAGCGCACAUAGCUCUUACUCCGAUGCUGAAUCCAACAUAAGUGAUAAAUUCUCGUAAAGCGGUGGUAUUCAGGCGCAAGGAUACGGGUGGCUACUAGAAGGCCCACAGAGGGGGAUAUAGCAAGUCUAAUGUGCGAAGAACUAGCGGUUCCGAAAUUAUUUCUUUACUGGCCAUUGUUCUAAUGUACGCAUAGUAAUGUUCUACGAGAAGGAAGCCCUCAGGGAAAUUAAUAUGAGCUCUAUUAUGU